Rotaria sordida is the source of this 1409-nucleotide messenger RNA. The record is from the annotation of a GenBank genome assembly. Lineage: Eukaryota; Metazoa; Rotifera; Eurotatoria; Philodinida; Philodinidae.
AUGCCAUCGAGUAAACUUGAUCCAUAUGCAGCACAAAUCAGUACCAAUAUUUUCAAGCUGACGAAUACAACACCAAUUCCAUUCGAAAUCACAUCAAUUUUUAGUUCAUUCGAUCAAGUAGCAUUACUUCGUUUUUUCGAACAACAUCAAACAUUAGGAGUUGAUAUUGCUCCAUUCGUAUUUGGUAUGCUAGUACAUGCAGCGGAGAAUGUAUUUAUUUCAAGUGAUGAACUUGAUGUUAUUAAUACUCGAUUUGGAGUUUAUCAAGGUGGCUCAACGGACAAUGAUAUGAAAACAAUUGCUUCCAAACUUUUAUGUCAAGGUUAUGAUAUUAUGAAGAAUGUUUCUCGUACAGCUGGAUCUUCAUCAUAUUUUAUUAAACGAAACAUGUUAUCAUCUGUAUGUCGACAAUAUAACAGUAAUACUACAUCUGAUGGUACCAUCAGUCGAUACUUAUUUAUCACAACAUCUGUUCACAAAACUUCAAAUGAUAUACCAUCCGAAAUUUUAUCUGUACAACCAAACAUCGUACAUGUGUUAAUUGUACUUCGUCUAUUGGCACAAUACAAGCCUAUUUUUGUAUUUGGUGAACAUCAAUCACCACCUAAUUUACCAAAAUUAAUUAUUGUUCCACCAGAUAUUGAAGAAGCAAGAAAAAAUAUUUCGAAUCCAAUUUCACCAACUGAACCAAUAUCAAACUUGAAGCCAAAAGUGAUUGUUAACAUUAAAGAAGCUGAUAAAGAACAAGAUGGAUCAAUCAUCUCUGCUUACAAUGCUAUUCGUCGUGUUAUGGAAGCUGAACAUCAAAAAUCUUUACAAUAUGAUGCCAAGGGAAGUCCAAUUUAUACACCUUUACAACGAGCAUUUCAACGAAAGAGUAGCAACAAAUUAGCUCGUUUAGCUGGAUUAUGUCAAGCAAUAUCAUAUGCCAUUCAGUUAUGUUCUGAAUGUGUUAAUAUCGUUCGAUUUGGUGAUGGUCUUUAUCUUAAAGAAUAUAUUGAUGAUGAACAAAUUAAUUGGUUAAUGAGAUUUCAUGAUAAUGUUAAAGUACUUAUUGAACGAGAUAUUGCAAUGGCUCCUAAAUAUGGAACUGAUCAACGUCCAUUAAUUGUUAUUGAAAAAGCAGCUGUACAUGCUUCAAACAUGUUAUAUCAAUAUAAUUCAUCUACAAUUUCGGCUCUUUUCGAUGGUACAGCAAUUGAUAAUUAUGAAACAACAAAAAAUAACAAUAACAUUUCGAUUAGCAAUGGAUUAUCAAACAAGUAAGUUCCAUCUAAUUUAGGUUUUAUAAAUUGUAAUACUAAUAAAACGAGUAGUAUGUUGCCGUAAACAUUUCAAAAAUUGUUUAAGAAUAUUGAUAGGAACGUUUAUUUCUUUACAGUUUAGUCUUUCUACGAAAACGCUUUUUU